CACUCGUUUGCGGGAGCAUCGCAGGCCUUGCCGCCUCACUAGGUAAGGAACAAAGACUGCAUGCAAGACUGGGCUUUUCUGCUAAUUGGUACACACGACUUGUUCACUAGUGGUGUCUGUCAUCAUCAUCAUCAUCCAACUUAUCGUCUCUAUCUGUGACUGGUAUUUGCAGCAACGUAUCCGCUUGAUGUUGUGCAAAGAAGAUUGCAAACGGCUGCUGCUGGGUCGGGCGGUUCGGGUUUAGUCGCGGUAGGGCGGAUGUUUGGAGAAAUAGUCCGGGAGGAAGGCGUGGGAGGAUUGUACAGAGGCGUCCAAGCUCAUUGUUUGAAGACCGUUCUCGAUCACGCGGUUGCCUAUACGACUUACGAGAUGGCUAAGGUGCCCAGCGCCUUUAUGCGCCUUGUUAGGAUAGGAGAUUAUUAGAGUGUGACAUGGUCCACCUAUUGGGUAAAUUUUAGUAUUUUAAGUUUACUUUUCUCAAAGUCGAUCUUAUAAGUAGGGAUGACAACAAAACCCGAAUCCACGGGUACCCUGUCCGGCCCAACCCGGUCAACGCGGGUGAAACUCGUGUUGACGGGUUUUGGGCCGAGUUCGGGUUUAAACCCGCUACACCAUCUCUAGGUUGGGUUGGAUUUAGGAAAACCUGAUCCAUGAGUGCGUACGUAGGUAGGUUUCCCAAUUAACCACGUAUACGCUUGGAAGGUUUCUCUGAACUUUGGUGGCAUGCAUGCAAUAGCGAAGGUGUAAAAUGAAAAAAAAAUGGAGAGAGUUAGCCCGCUAGUAUAUACGUAUACAAGAGCUUGUCCUUUCCACCAAAAAUCAGCUGAGUCAAGACAUUGCCACGUACCUGACUUCAUCUUGAAGGGUUGACAUUAACGCAAUGUGAACCGAAAGAAUGGCAUUGUUGUAAACUCUGUCCAGAUCGUCCAACUCGUCACACUAAAUAAUAAUAACAACAUUAUAUUGGGAUCUAGAUGCAAGAAGAAGAUUGCGAGGAUUCAAACAUGGAGUGCGCUCACGGUCAUAGACUUUUCUGGGCUACCAAACAAAUGAAACCCAUCUCAUCUCAUGAUCAUCUGCAUCAAUAUCCACCUUUCCCUCUCCUAUAAAUUGCCAAGGCCAGAAGCCAUUUAUCUCCACCCCCAAGCAGAAACCUACUUACUAACAUUUGCUAGAGCUAGCUUCCCUAAUCCAACUACUCUUCUUCUCUCGUCAACAUCAAACAUGGGCGUGACCACGGCUACCCACGAGUUCAAGUCCUCAAUCCCAGCACCUAGAAUGUUCAAGGCACUGGUCCAGGACUCUGCAACUUUCUUCCCCAAGAUCAUGCCUCAAUUCAAGAGCGAGGUUGUCCAGGGCGACGGAGGCGUCGGUAGCAUCCUCAAGACCUGUUACCCUGAGGAAGGGACCCAAGUGAAGACUGUGAAGCACAAGGUGGAGGCCAAGGAUCCGGCCAGCUACUACGCCAAGUACACGGUGAUCGAAGGAGGUCCGUUGAGCGAUAACGUUGAGUCGGUGGUGAAUGAGGUGAAGAUCGAGCCGGCUGGUGAUGGAAGCAUCGUCAGGGCAACCAAUCAUUAUCAUACCAAGGGAGGUGCUGCUGACAAGGCAAUGAUUGAUGCCAUUGGGGAGAAGACUUUGUCUAUGUACAAGCUUGUGCAGGACUACCUCCUCGCCAACCCUGGUGUCUGUGCUUGAGUUAAUUACGUAGCCGCCACUAAUCAUGUGUACGCGAUCUUAAUAACACAAUAUUAAGCAAUUACUUGUCUGUGAGGCAUAUAGUUUUUGUUCUGUAUUAAUUGUUGAGUACGGUGUCUUUCGUGAAGUUUUACUCUUGCUGUGGUUGUUGUUUUUAUGUAAUAAUGUAUUGGUGGCAUGUACCUUAUUUCAUGUGUCUUCCAUGUACUACUUAUUAUGUUAUGCUUUGCAACAACAAAGUCCUCGAUCUUUGUUGUUUCUUGAGUUGCCUUCAAAACCAAUCUAGUUGAUCAAAUUAGUAUAUAUAAAGCGCCUGUUUUACUUAAGGGGUCCAGUGGGCUACGGGUAGGUACACCGUAAGCAGCUGUGCACCCCUUUUGUUCCGUCCCGAGAUCCCCUGCUUCCUACCCGUCACUUUCUUUCGCAUUAUCACCCUCAACAAUUACCGAUUCGUGGUCGACCAAUUGGCGAUUGGCCAAGUUGGAUAGCCAAUUUUCUACCAUGAUUCUUCCUCCCAUCUUCUGAUUGGAGGCUGGCUGAGUUGGACUAUUACCUCUGCUUCUGGAUUUGAGAAAAGAACCGUAAGCAAGCCCCCAUCCAAAUCGACAGCAACUCCAUACACCGCGCCACAGUCCCCACCAAAAUCCACGGCUGCCAAGCUAGAAUCGGUCAAAUGGAAAAACAGACAUGCGCUAGCUUCAUCCUCGAUUGAUCAUAAAGCAUAGGGGUUAUGGUUAUGAAUGGACCAUCCAUCCUCCUAUUCCAAAGCUAUAUUGCAAAAAAGUAACUAAGGUUGCAAAAACAGAGCCCCCUUUCCGAUUGUCCCCCAUCUGCUCCAAAUUCUCACACGCAAAGAUGAAAAGGUACACUUACCUCUUCAACAAAAAGUUUUGAAACAUCCCUCCAUUCUCACUUGCUAAACCACUUGAAUGGGAAAUACAAAUCUUCGCGCUUCCAUCCUCUUCUCCGUCUAGACUCCAAAUGCGAUGCAAGAUGACAUCUUUGAGAUUAUAAGCUUUAGUAAAAGUAAUAUAAUCCAGCUCAAUGUCAUGAGUCUAAAAUACGACUUCUCUUUCCUUCACAACUCUAAACUCGCCACCCAAACUUUUGUUGAAGCGUUUGCACCGAGGGAGAGAGGACGGGAAGUUGAAGAGGUAGAAGAAAGAAAACUUUAAAAAGUAAAGAGACAAAGGAAGUUAUGGACUUGGUUAAUCAUGAUGCAUGCUUAGGGAAGGGACACUCUUCCAUUGUCCACGUGUAUAUACUAAUUACUAAUUAGGGACUUGAAGAAGCUGCUAGAAAAAAUAAAUUGAAAUAUAAAAUAUAACAAACAACCUGUUAAUAUUUUGGAUUUGUUGACUGCUCAAUCUUUUGAAAGUUCAUGAAAUAAGAAAGGGUUAUUGAUAUGUCGAUGCAUGUCUAUUUACACCAUUAGAAUUUAUGAAAGGUUUCAUUUGAUGAGAGAAUUGCCGAAAGCCAACAUUGAAUUCAAUUAAAAAUAUAAAGAUGUCAAUUUUUACUUUUUAGUCAUUGAUAGGAAUUAUACACCUUUGACAUAAUAUUUAUGUUUAGCCCGAUUUUAGAAUUGUUUUUCUAUUCCAAAAGUUGAAAUUGGACCAAACACUUCGGUUUUUUUGAAGAAAAUUGAAAAGUGCUUUUUAUAACAUAAUAACAGAGGAUUCGAUUUGGAGUUAUAGGAAAAAUCUGUUUGAAAGUACAAGAUUAUCUUUAUUAUAUUAAUUUUUUUUCCUGAGGACAUAAUUUUCCUUAAUUUAUCUUAUUCUAAAAAAAAUAAAUUAAAAAAUAAUAUUAUUUAAUAUAAAAGAAAUCAAACA
Molecule: messenger RNA, 3533 nt
Organism: Linum trigynum
Lineage: Eukaryota; Viridiplantae; Streptophyta; Magnoliopsida; Malpighiales; Linaceae
Source: the annotation of a GenBank genome assembly